GAGAGCUACAGUUUGCUACAGAACCCGCAGAUGAUCGAGCAUGGAUGGAUAGUAUAGUACUGCUGAGAAUUGAGAUGGCGAUGCUGACGUGAGGAGCAGAGGAAGCGUUGCUCCAGGGACAUGGGCCAGGUCCACAGUUGGAUUGGACAUGGAUCGGAUGGAGGAAGAAGAGAUGAGCCGAGCGGGCUUCGCCUAAGAUUAUCCACUAAAUAACUUAUUGGGGUGGGAGAGACAGACAGACACACACACACAGGCCUCCCUACCUCCUGAUUCCGCGCAGAGACAGAGAGCUAGAGACGAGACUCUCCCCCUCCACAACCCUCCCUCCAUUACCAUCACCCAAACGAAUUGUUCUCUCCCCAUCUCCGAUCCCUACGUCAAACGUGUCCCCCCCGCCCGGCCUCGCCUCCUCUCACUCUCUAUAAAGCAAACCGCGAACCUGAAAGCAGGCUGAUCUUGAUCACCUGCAACUGCAACUGCAAGCGACGAUCGAGAGCCAACAAACAACAUCAGCAACAGCAGCAGCAGGCUUCAGUUUGCACGCAGGGUUUAUCGGGCAUGGACUUGGAGCGUAUGGACGAGACGUCGUCGGUGAACGAUCAGAGCGCGGAACGGCGGCCCACGGUGGCCGGCGGCGGCGGCGGCGCCAUGCCGUGGCUCGACCUCACGCUGGCCGUGACCGCCCCUCGCGACGAGUUCCCGGCGACAACGGACGGGGACUCCUCGUCCGCCGCCUCAGACGGCGAGCCGCCGCCCAAGCCCGUGCCCGUGCCGUCCUCUCCUCCUCCUCCUCCUCCCUCCGCGCCCGCGCCGCACAAGGUGUUCUCGUGCAACUUCUGCAUGCGCAAGUUCUUCAGCUCGCAGGCGCUGGGCGGGCACCAGAACGCGCACAAGCGGGAGCGCAGCGCGGCCAAGCGCUCCUCCGCGCCGUCGCCCGCCUACCAGUACCAGUACCACCACCUCCACGCGGCGCAGCGGAUGGUCAUGGCCGGCCUGCCGCUCGAGGCGCACGCCGCCCUGGUGCGCGCCGCGCUGCGGGUCAGCCCGGCCAGCGCGGUCAUCCAAAAGGGCGCCGCCAGCCAGGAGCUCGCCGCCGCGGCGCGGAAGGCUGCCGGUGCCGGGGCCCCCGGCGCCACGAGCACGGCCCCCAGGUUCCACGACGGCAACAGCGCCGCCGCCACCUCGUGGGCGCCGGCGCUGCUCUACGAGAUCGAGGAGCCGGUCAGCUCGACGUGGCCGGGGAGCUUCCGCAUGAGGACGCAGCCUGAGCCGCCGAGCUCGGAGGAGCAGGCGUCGGCGUCGGAGCAGAGUAAGAAGAUAGACUUGGAUCUCAGGCUGUGAAACUGAAGCCGAAACAUCGUCGUAGUUACAUGUUGCAUACUUGUAGAUGAGGAGGAGCUCGCGCGACCAGACUGUACUUUGAUUUCUAACUAGUUUCGAUUUUCACCGGUAUAUAGUUGUCUGUCAGCUGCCUAAUCCCUCGACUUCGUGCCGCCUUCUGAAUAGCGAACGGUUCCUCGAAACGAGCAGUUCGAUCUGCGUCUUCUGAAAAAAAAAACGAGCAGGCAGUGAUCAUUUUCUGAAUCCUUUCAGCCAGAUGCGAAAUCCGUUCUGAGUGCAAGCUCAGACAGUAUUUGUUAUUCAGGGAAAGAAAGAAAAAUAUAUGGGAGAAAAUAAAGGAAAACUGGAUUAGAAAAAAGAAACUUUGCAAGGCGGAUGGAACGGUACAAAGAACGCGUUGGCAGCAAUAAAGCUUGCUUCAGAAAAAUGUUCCUUUGACAUCUGAAUUUGUCCGGACGCAGCCCCGACAUGGAAACUGCAGUCGUCAGCUAUUCCCUCCUGUUCCUAUUCAGCAAGUUGCGGUUCCAGGUGCCGAUGUGACAUUCCACUCAGCACAAAUGAUAGAGAAAAGCAACCUAGUUCCCUAUUAGAGCAUAUAAAAAACUAGCUAAAUAGUUUGUAAAGCUAAAUUUUAGCUAAUUAAUCUCUACUACUUAUUAAGUAAGCAAUAGUAGUCUGCCGUUCUGCCGUUCUGCCAUCCUGCAAUCUCAACCGUCCGUUCACCGUUCUGCGAUCUAAGCCGUCCGAUCCUGCCCACUAAUUCCACACGGCCUCUCCCACCCUGCCUUCCGCCGCCAGCCCGCAUCUCGCAACCGUCCCGCACGAGCAAAGAGCCCUCGUUCCCCUCCCCUUCCGCUCGAGUUCGUCGCCGUCGCCCUGCCCUCGUAUCUCCUCCCACGACACCGGUGACAACCACAGGCCACCGUCCUGAUCCUCAUCCGGGUGAUCCCCAGGCAGGCAGGUCGGCGAGGAGGGCAGCAAGACCGAGCCGUGCGGGGGCUCGGGACGGGAACGGGACAGGACCCCAAAAUCUCAGAUCCUUCCUGCUCGCCCGCCCGUGCCCGUCGGCGCGUCGUUCUUGCCGUCCGCGCCCCACCUCCGCCCUCUCCUCCUCCAGGGGAAUCAGAUAUGCCACAGGCUGCGCGAUGGUGUUGUGGGUCUUCGGCUACGGCUCCCUCAUCUGGAACCUCGGCUUCGACUUCGACGACAAAAUCCUCGGCUUCAUCAAGGGCUACAACCGCACCUUUAAUCUCGCUUGUAUUGACCACAGAGGCACAACAGAGCAUCCGGCGAGGACCUGCACGCUUGAAACCGACGGCGAGGCGACGACGAGGCCAUAUGCGUGGUGACACAGUAUUACAUGUGCAAUUUAGAUAUGGAUUUGGACGACUAAAAUCAUUUACUGAAAUGUACCUAAAUAAUGUUCUGUUUGUGUAGCAUCUUUGCAUGCCCCCCUUUUUACACGGUGACACAGUGUUACAUGGGCAAGGUACUUUGCGUGGCCUGUCGUCAUGAAUUUCUUUCUGACAACAGAUUGGUUCAACUUGUUUUCUUGCCAUUAGCCAUAAUUACAGAAAAUUGUUUUUAAUGAAUUGUUAUUCAGUUUUGCGUCACAAUUUCCAUGUUCUCGCAUGAAUAUGUAGCUCUGCAUUGGCCUUGAAAUCUUAUCGAGGUCUUCACUUUGGACUAAGGAAUUAGAAAAGAGUGGAAGAAUAGGGUAGGGAGUAAUUUCUUUUUCUACUUGUAUAGUGAGCUGUGUAAAAUCUCAUUACUUUAACCACUCCAAUAGCUGUUAGCUUUGCACACCAGUUUGGCAUGUUGGACCCAUGGAUCAGCUUUGUGUGACGACACAACAUGCAGCAUUAUAUAGAAGACAUUGGCAGAGUUCCUGCAUGUCGUGCCAGUGUUCCUGGUCGGUAAAUGCAGUUGCACAUGAAAUGGGAAUCAGGGUGAUAAUUCAGUGUUACAGGUAGGGGAAGGGAGCAAGAAGCAGCCCCGCUUGGUCAGCUUUGAUGAUAGAUCAUCCGUCACAGACUUGGACUUCGACUUGGAUGAAGAGGGGGCCAUCACGUUAUACAAUUUUUAUUUUUUCAUUACUUGUUGUGUUUGUUUACAGAUAGUCCCAACUCACUUGAAUUCUUGAUAGCCUGUUGUGGUUCUAGCAAAUUUGCUCAUCGUUACCAUCUUUGGCUGUCAAAUAUAUUUCUAUGCUACAAUUUUAGCUUAGGACCCUUAUGUGUAUCAUUUCUACAUAGAAAUAUUGUCCAAGAAAUGACUUGAAUAGGUUGUCCAUUUACUACUCUCACAUGGCAUCAUCUGAAGAUAACUCUUUGGGUUACUAUUUAUGUAGUAUGCACGUGUAAAAAUAAAUGCCAAGCCACUUAGUUGAGUUUUAAAGUAUGAUUCGUGCACCAAGAUACUUGUAGAAGAUACUAUUGCAGCUUAUGAUCUGUUCGGGAUCUCUACAGUGCAAUUGUUUAAGAGAAUUAGACAAUUAUAGUAUUGUUUCUUCCCAAUUAUUAUUUGGAAAAAUAGGCGGCAUGCACUAGAAUCAAGCCUAACCGCUUGGCUUGUUAUUACAUUGUGCUUCUACAUUACAUUGCUUCACUGUUUGAAUUUCAUCUCUAUUUUUGUUAGUAGUAAUAGUUAACAUGUUUGUGUUAUGCAUUAGUAAACUUUUUUUUGCUUGUAAGUUUCAAAGUAUACACACUAUUUUUAAUGUGCAAAGUGGCAUGCUACUUAUUUCAGUUUAUUGUUGCAAAAUUAGCCAUUUCGGUUUGUUGUAGGUCAGCAUGGUACAAGCCUACAAGGAGAAAGUUUAUCCAAAAAACAAGGUAUGUUUGGUUCAUGCUAAUCCUCACCUCCUUCCCUUGCUGCCGUCUCAGGUAAAUAAGAUGGAACUUUAAAAGAAAGUUCAGUUGCUAUUUAUGCAUCAAUUGCUUAACCUGUUUGUUUUGGUGACGAGCUACUAUCAGUCGCGCCAUAACUUAUUGCAUGUUUUCUCAUGUAUCGCUUUAGGACCGGUAUUGCUUUAGGAUGUGAUAUGGCAUUUGACAACGUUUUUUAAUUUAAUUACUGAAAUUCGAACGACUGGAAUGCAUUUUGUUACGUUUAUUACACAACAUUUUUUAUUUGUUUGUUGCUGAAAGUAACAUCAAUUAGGAAAUGAAAUUUGUACUUGGUAUUCGCCUCUGUACAGUUGAACUGCUGCAGCAUGAGCCAGAAGUUGGUUAUGAACUACCAUAUAAGGUUCCCUUCCAGAGUCUCCCAUGCUAUAUCGUGAAUUUUCCCAAGCAAAGCACCUGCCAGGCGCCAAUAUGCCACCGGGGUAGCCAUUAAAAUACUUAAAAUCAACUCCAAGGCUCAUCGAACGUUAUCCAGUGCUUCACCGUGUUUCUGAACUCCCUAAAGCAGAUGUUGUCAUGUUGGUCAGUUUGGUGUUGGUUUAAUUUCUACGGGUGUCGUAUAUCAGAGGUAAACAAUAUUAGAUGUUUAUUUAUUUGUUUGGAGGUAUCAGUUUUCUAUGAAUGUACAACUGUUUGCUUUGUGCUUUAUUUAGACUUCUAAUUUAUAUCGAUAUUUAUGACAUGUGUUUACCUGUUUUGUAAGUCAAUCAAAAAGUUUGACUAGCAACUAAUGGUGCCUAUACAUGUAUUUAUGGAGCUUCUUCUGGUCAUAUGUGUAGUGGAUCUCUCCUCCUGUUGUUCCCUUCAAUCAUGUCCAAGGUCAAGAACCAUUCAGGUCAUAAACCCCUACGACAGGGGCCACGAGGGCUCAUCUUCGCCACUGCCCCUACUCCCACCUUCUGCAUGUCCUGCUCGGUGCUGUUCCAUUCCCUAGCGAUGUUCUCCGGCUAAAGACGCUUGGAGUUUGUGGUGUGGUGACACUUAAUGAAUCAUACGAGAGGCUUGUUCCCACAUCCCUAUACGAGGCUGCCAUUUGCAUUCAAUUUUGGUCAACAUUAUGAACUGACCAGAGAUUGAUAGUGAUAGUGUUGGAUCACGAUUGCAGGAUAAAAGAAGUAGGCGCAAUGAGGAGUCAUGUUCAUUCACAAGCUCUAACAGAGAAAGUUGGGGCAGAUGUUCAUCUUUAGGUGCAGCCAGUGAUGAAUUAUUCUCAGGCAAUAAUAAUGAUAAGCAGAUAUGAGCCCUUGGGCCUCCAGUUCGGGCAACAAGCAUAUGGCAAAGAGAGUGAGGGGGCAUGAUAUUGUUUUCCAAUUCCAAGAUCUAAGGAGCAAAGACUAUUAAUUAUCAUAAACAAGAUUUCUAAUUGGUGAAAGCUUUUUAUAUAUAGCAGACUGUGAUGAUGUGUAGAGGCAAAGGAUCCUUCAGAGUUGAAGCAGGGUAAAAGAUUUUGUGUCAAGCAUCGAGCCAAAGAUUUUGUGUCAAGCAUGAAGGACAUUGAAACCCGGUUUAUGUGUAUAGUUGAAGCAGGAAAUAAGGUUUCUAGAAUGCUUGAAACCAAGAAGAUCUUGCUUGACAUAUGUGCUAAAAUACCAGGAUUCUAGGUUCUCCAGUUAAGCUACCUACUGCCCGAUUGUGUCAGCACUUCAAGUGUGCUGCAAUUGUGAUGUUAUUCUCAACCAUGGUAACCAGGGUAUUCUCAUUAUUCUCUUCGCAAUCAUAAUGUUUUCCUGAAGUACUAAUUUUAAAUGUCUUUGUAGAAACUGUGACCCUCCAUAGUUAAGGGAUUGCACUUUCUUAAAUAUUUGUAAGCACUUACUGUUUUGAUUAUGCACUUAGACUCUCUGUUUUGAAUGCGAUAUUUCUUCCUUGAACAAAAAAGGUGCACUUUUGUUGUAAAUUUCAGUUCUUGGUGUUUGUUUAGACACAUUUUUUUGUUUUAAGAACUUCUGUUAAAAGUUUCUAUGAUCUA
This is a messenger RNA of Zea mays, 6216 nucleotides long. Its product is annotated as zinc finger protein 4. The record is from RefSeq and is a predicted model, not a curated record. Bases 559 to 1341 code for a protein of 260 amino acids. NCBI's taxonomy places the organism in Eukaryota, Viridiplantae, Streptophyta, Magnoliopsida, Poales, Poaceae. The transcript is spliced from 11 exons.